AUGGCCAAGAUCCAGGUCCAGGUCCAGGUCAUGGUCAUGGUCAUGGUCAUGGUCAUGGUCAUGGUCAUGGUCAAGGGCCUGAUCCAUGAUCGGGGGUCUCUCGGCCCUAGUCUAGCCCAGAAGGGAAAGGCAGAAGAAAAGAAAAGCGGGGCCCAGGACCUAGAGGGGCAUGUUGAUUGGCCCCGUCGUAAUAGCAGUCGCGGUAGUAGUGGUAGUAGUAGUAGUAGUAGUAUUAGUAGCAGAUGGGCGGGCAUGCAUCGCUGGGAAUGGAUCAUGGACGGCGGCGAUGAUGAUGUUACAUGUUCGACUACGGUACUAUUACCGACUCUCCUCUACGACUACGUGGAGUGGAGUGGAGUGGGGAUGGGCAUGGGCAUGGGCAUGGGCAUGGGCGGCGGAGAGAAGGAAGCUCGAUCUGGAGGGAAGAUGGAGAUGGGGAUAGAGCACCGGUGCAACUACUACUAA
Drepanopeziza brunnea f. sp. 'multigermtubi' MB_m1 is the source of this 465-nucleotide messenger RNA. The record is from RefSeq and is a predicted model, not a curated record. Lineage: Eukaryota; Fungi; Ascomycota; Leotiomycetes; Helotiales; Drepanopezizaceae.